ACAUCCUUGCAUUAGUCUCCAUUCACUUGCUUCUAUUUACCAGCAUGACAAUAUCCAUUAUAAUCUGAUAUAAAUAUACUUUUAUUAAGACACACCAGAGACUUUGUUCAAUCUCCAUUUCGAUCUGAGGUACCGGUAACAAGCACGGUGCUUCUUCCCUUAUUCAAACUCGGCUUUGAUCCUCAGACACCUGAGUUGAAGAAGAAAAAAGCACACAUUUCUACCAAAUUUCUGGGAUUUUUGGAUCUCUUUGAAUAAGGGAGAAACAAUGGCAUUUACAGGAACUUUGGAUAAAUGCAAGGCUUGUGAUAAGACUGUUUAUGUGGUUGAUAUGUUGUCCCUUGAAGGAGUACCUUAUCAUAAAUCCUGCUUCAAAUGCAGCCACUGCAAAGGGUUUCUCUCGAUGAGCACCUAUUCCUCCAUGGAUGGAAUCCUCUAUUGCAAACCUCAUUUUGAGCAGCUUUUCAAGGAAUCUGGGAAUUUCAGCAAGAAUUUUGCAAAGUCCGCUGAGAAGCAGAGUGAAGUACUGAAUAGGGCACCCAGCAAACUCUCUUCCAUGUUCUCUGGAACCCAAGACAAGUGUGCAACUUGCUCAAAGACAGUCUAUCCACUGGAGAAGGUGACAUUGGAGGGAGAAAGUUACCACAAGACAUGCUUCAGGUGUGCUCAUGGGGGCUGUCCCCUUACACAUUCAUCAUAUGCUGCUCUUGAUGGAAUCCUUUACUGCAAGCACCAUUUCGCUCAGCUCUUCAUGGAGAAAGGAAAUUACAGCCAUGUGCUCCAGGCUGCUAAGAAAAAUGUCACACAACCUAAAGAACCAUCUGCUGAAGAGCCCGAAGCCCCUCCAGCCGCAGAACCAGAGCCAGAACCAGAACAACCUAAAGACCAGAAUGACCAGUCAGAAGAGUAAUCUUAAAUUAAAUUAAUGCAUCUUUUUUCCAAGGCCUCUGUCAGAGUUACUUGCAUUUUGUUUUCUUGGGUGCAAAUUAAUCAACCAUCCCAUCCUGUUCAAAUAUAUGUAUAACUCAACUUGUUCACAAAUUACUUUGAGAUUGUAAGCUGAUUUUGAGGUUGGUUGUGUUCAAACAGAUCUAUGGUUUCAUUAUUA
Messenger RNA from Rosa rugosa (rugosa rose), 1108 nucleotides. Its product is annotated as LIM domain-containing protein PLIM2b. The record is from RefSeq and is a predicted model, not a curated record. Gene Ontology annotation, molecular function: actin filament binding. The transcript is spliced from 5 exons. Bases 269 to 910 code for a protein of 213 amino acids. Lineage: Eukaryota; Viridiplantae; Streptophyta; Magnoliopsida; Rosales; Rosaceae. Gene Ontology annotation, cellular component: actin cytoskeleton; plasma membrane. Gene Ontology annotation, biological process: actin filament bundle assembly.